AUGACCCAGAGCGACCGCGCCUUGCUCCAAGACGCCCUCCGCCGGGUCUUCCAAGGUGACGGCCGUUCUUCCGCGACGCUCGCGCAGGCGGAGGUCUUGACCGAAGCCUGGAUGCAGGACUUCUGCUUGGCGGAGCUGCGGGAGCUCAGCGACGCGGAGCUGCUGGAGUUGGCCUGCGGCCUGCGCGAGGCUCAGCUGGAACUUGGGAGUUUUCCCAUGGACUUUGUGAUGGAGGACCUCAACAUUCGUCUUCGAAGAAAGAAGGAUGAGGUGGAACUCUCCCACUUUCUGCUCCUGCGGAUGUGCCGCGUCAUGGAUCUGUGGUACAAGCAUGAGGUGGAAGCAGUUCUACGAAAGCUGCUCUCCAAUCCUGAGGCGUUGACGCCGUUGCCGACCGCCUACUUUGCAGGGUUGUUGUCGGCCUUGAGUAGUUUUCCAGUGCCCAAGGACCUCCCGCUCCGCCUCACGGCCGCCUUCCUGGACCGCAGCGAGCUGGGCGAAGUGGUGGCCACGCCAGAGCAAUGGGCCACCAUGCUGUGUUCCCUGAGGCACUUGGAUGAGCCGUUCUUCGAGCGCAUCACUCCUCGUCUACUUCAACAGCUCCUGCCGCAUCUGCAAGGCCUCUCCGACGGCACGUUACUUCGAGUUCUCGACGCCUUGGCCAAAGCACCGCCAAAGGAGAGUCCUGAGAGCUCGUCGGUGAAUAGCCCACUGGAGCAAGCACCUGCGGCGUUCAAUGCUGCGAUCGCAGAGGUGGUCUCCUCUGGAAAGUGGGAUUUGCGGAAGGUGAUCUCUGCGUUCUCUUGUGUUGGCCGCCUUGGAUGGUAUGACGAGCACACGGUGGCUGAAGUGUUGGGCUUUAUUAUGAAAGCACCCUUCCUGGAGCCACAUGCGCCUCUUUUGCUGCCACUCGCACAAGCUUGCAAUGAUCUACACGUGCAUCAUGCACCUUUGCUACAAAAGGUGGUGAAUUGGUAUUGCUGGUGUUAUGCCUAUCUUUGGAACAAGCCGUUGCAAUCCGAGAAGCUGGAGGAGCUAUUGGAACUGGCUGAGGAGGUUCACGAGCUCUGCUUUCAAUCGCUCGAGCUGCAAGGUGUUCUGGCAGAGAACCUCUCCAACUCCAAUGCCUCACCCAGGCAGACGCUCAAACUGCUCUCCGCGCUGGCGCGCUUCUCACACUUUCCUCCUGAGUUCAAGGCGACUUGCGACCGCAUUUGUUCUAAGACCACUGAUGUAGAUCUCAUGUCUCUGAGCAACGAGGAGUUGAUCAAUGCGUUCAACAUCCACUUGUGUGGCGUGUUCGAUGGACCAGCCGCUCUCAAACACUGGUUGACAGAAGAUGCGAGCAUGAAGCUGUUCUUUCAAGUUCAUACCUCCCAGAAGUGGUACCAGAGACAGGACUACUAUCGAUCCAUGUUCCGUCAGAGUGCCGCUUACGGCACCUUGAGGAAGGCCGCAGAGCAGAAUGGUCUCGACCUUCGCACCAGCGACUUUGGCGAGGUCUACCAUUUGGAGCUGGUGUCACAAGAUGCCAAGGAGCGCUUGGCCAAGCUGUCGGAUCAGCCACCGCUGGCGGUGAUUUGCAUCACCUCGAAGGAGCAACUUCGAUGGUAUGUGCCGAUCACCGCUGAGCCGAGCGAGGACUUGAAGCAGCAAAACCGUUGCCAUCAGUUUCACUACAUGUUCCGUGGAGCUGUGCAGAAGGUCCGACAUGCACAAACCAUGGGCUAUCGACCGUGCAUCAUUUGGAUGUCAGACUGGAAGAAGAUGGAGACUGAGGCGCAGCGUGCCAGCUACUUGUCCAAAGCCUCCAUGGACUACGAAGCCUUUAAGCCCACGGCCGUGGAGGAUCAAACAAUCUAUUAUUGA
Durusdinium trenchii is the source of this 1869-nucleotide messenger RNA. The record is from the annotation of a GenBank genome assembly. Lineage: Eukaryota; Dinophyceae; Suessiales; Symbiodiniaceae.